AUGGGGAAGAUCACCUUCUACGAGGACCGGGGCUUCCAGGGCCGCCACUACGAGUGCAGCAGCGACCACUCCAACCUGCAGCCCUGCUUCGGCCGCUGCAACUCCAUCCGGGUGGACAGCGGCUGUUGGAUGCUCUACGAGCAGCCCGACUACCAGGGCCACCAGUACUUCCUGCGGCGCGGCGACUACCCUGACUACCAGCAGUGGAUGGGCCUCAACGACUCCGUCCGCUCCUGCCGCCUCAUCCCCCACACCAGCUCCCACCGGCUGAGGAUGUACGAGCGAGAGGACUACCGAGGCCAGGUGGCGGAGCUCACGGAAGACUGCUCCUCGCUCCGCGACCGCUUCCACUUCAAUGAGAUCCGCUCCCUUCACGUGCUGGAGGGCUGGUGGGUCCUCUAUGAGAUGCCCAACUACCGCGGGCGGCAGUACCUAGUGAGGCCGGGGGACUACAGGCACUACCACGACUGGGGGGCCCUGGAUGCCAGAGUGGGCUCCCUGAGGAGGGCCGUGGAUUUCUACUGA
Globicephala melas (long-finned pilot whale) is the source of this 525-nucleotide messenger RNA. Its product is annotated as gamma-crystallin F. Gene Ontology annotation, biological process: lens development in camera-type eye; visual perception. Gene Ontology annotation, molecular function: structural constituent of eye lens. NCBI's taxonomy places the organism in Eukaryota, Metazoa, Chordata, Mammalia, Artiodactyla, Delphinidae. The record is from RefSeq and is a predicted model, not a curated record.